UCAAAUACACCGGUCUCGGAAACGGGACAUUCAGGGAUAAGGACGGCGAUUUGAAAUGACCUUAUACUUUGGAUUUAUGUUACAGCGUUAGACAUGUUUACGUAAGAACACACACGUUUAUAGACAGAAUGUAAUUCGUGGCUUAUAGAAAACUCCAACUGACUGUUAUGUAGCAUAGUGGCCGGACGGGAUUGCUAACUUACAGUUCCACCAGUUCACCCGACAGUAUCUAAGCUUUUAGGUGGUGAAAGAUGAGUCAUUUGAGACGCGUCGUGUCCUGCGGGCGCUUGUUUCGCCACAGUAAAGUACCACGUGUGAACACAGCGGUUUGCUGCCACGGGAGUCCGAAUGGACCGGUCAGUACGACCACACGCAGCAUGACUGUAAUGCCCGCCUGGGUCAUUGACAAAUAUGGAAGCAAUGAAGCCUUGCGCUUCACCAAAAAUGCCGGUUUCCCCGUCAUCAACUACCCCAAUGAGGUCAUUGUCCGAGUGCAUUCAGCGGGACUGAACCCGCUUGACGUCCGCAUGAGAGAUGGCUACGGGUCCGCGAGCCUGUCAAUGAAGAGAGACCCUCUGAAUAUCAAGUCCAGCAGCGAGUUCCCCCUCAUCCUGGGGAGGGACGUGUCCGGGGUCAUCAUGGAGUGCGGCCUGGACGUGAAGUACUUCAGAGAGUGGGAUGAGGUGUGGGCGGCCAUCCCACCGUGGAAGCAGGGCAGCUUGGCUGAGUUCGUGGUGCUGAGUGCCAACGAGGUAUCCCACAAACCAAAGUCCAUGAGCCACAGAGAGGCAGCAGCCGUUCCCUAUGCGGCAUCCACUGCCUGGUCGGCACUGGUCAACACUGGUGGGCUCAGUAAGGACAACUGUGCCAAGAAGCGGAUUUUGAUCCUCGGAGGGUCCGGGGGAGUGGGAACGUUUGCUAUACAGAUGCUGAAGGCCUGGGGAGCCCACGUGACCGUUACCUGCUCCCAGAAUGCAGAGCUGUUUGUGAGGGGCCUGGGGGCGGACCACGUGGUGGACUACACCGCCGGGCCCGUCGAGGAGCCGCUCGGUGCGCUGGAGAAAUUCGACCUGAUCCUGGAUAACGUUGGGGGAGACACGGAGCGCUGGGCGCUGACUCUGCUAAAACCUUGGUGUGGCGCCAAGUUUGUCACCCUUGUCACACCGUUCCUCCAGAACACCGACAGGCUGGGCAUUGCUGACGGCAUGAUGCAGAAUGCCGCCACGGUGGCCACCAAAGCCCUCAAGCACCUAGUCAAAGGCGUUCACUACCGCUGGGGGUUCUUUGUACCUAGCGGCCCUGUCUUGGAUGAAAUAAGGGAAAUGGUGGAUGCAGGACAGAUUCGGACUGUGGUGGAGGACACUUUCUGCUUUUCCCAGGUUCCUGAGGCCUUCGAGAAGAUGGAGAAGGGUCAUGCUCGCGGAAAGACAGUGGUGCAGAUCAGCAAAUAGGGAGAAGACGUAUAGCACUGUCUAGAAAAGUUUUUUUUCUUUUCUUACUGGCUUGGAAAAUAAAAUUAUCUGAUAAAAAUUCUGUGAUAAUUUACAAUUAAUUUUUUUUGUUUUUUAAAGGAGCAAUUAGUCAAGUUUGACCAUGUAAAAUAGGAGUAAUCCCACAUACACAUUUACACCCAUCUUAAACUAAUUAUAAUAAAACAACCCUGCAAUAAAUCCUAUACCUUCAUGACAGUUAUCAUUGAAAUGAAAAUGUAUGUGAAGUGUGAACCAUCAACUGUCAAAGAAAUAUAACAAAUGUCUAUUCUUCUACUAUGAUACUUUGUGUGGCAUACUUUACUUUGAAAUUUGUAUGGCUUUUUAUCACACAUGAUAAUGGGAUAUUUUGUAUGAUGUAUUUAUGGCAUACUAUAUUAUUACUAUAUUAUAUAAUGAUGCCAUUAUUUUAAUGACUGCUCCUCCAGUGUUUUGUGUGAGAAUGGAGAUGCAAAAACAACCAAUAUAUUACGGACACAAUCAUUUAAUUAUGAAAAUCAUGUAAUUUGACUGUUGCAGCUGUAAACAGGAGAUCAUGUUUUUUAGGCCCACCUCUACUCACCUUGAUGUCAUCGUCUCCAUUCAGUCUGCUGCUCCUCUCCAACACCUUGUAUCUUUACUCUGAGAACCAACGAAGAAGACAAAGGAGCUCCUUUUAAUGCGCUUCAAUGUCAGAUUCAGGUUUUCUAAACAUUGUAUUCAUUCAUUCACCUUCUCUCUUCUCUGUUGUCCUUGACACUUGUUGUAUUUGGCGGCAUGAAAAGUCUCAGAGUGGCAACAAACGUUAUAUUCUUCAUCCUACAAUAUAACAUUGUAUUAUAUUGUAAAUAAACAUCAUACGAACU
Messenger RNA from Cyclopterus lumpus (lumpfish), 2335 nucleotides. RefSeq names its product reticulon 4 interacting protein 1 (gene rtn4ip1). The coding region runs from base 252 to 1451 and encodes 399 amino acids. Gene Ontology annotation, molecular function: oxidoreductase activity. The transcript has 9 exons. NCBI's taxonomy places the organism in Eukaryota, Metazoa, Chordata, Actinopteri, Perciformes, Cyclopteridae. Gene Ontology annotation, cellular component: mitochondrion. The record is from RefSeq and is a predicted model, not a curated record.